This is a messenger RNA of Fomitopsis serialis, 2337 nucleotides long. RefSeq names its product Bromodomain-containing protein. Gene Ontology annotation, cellular component: nucleus; chromatin. The coding region runs from base 1 to 2337 and encodes 778 amino acids. Gene Ontology annotation, biological process: chromatin remodeling; regulation of DNA-templated transcription. Lineage: Eukaryota; Fungi; Basidiomycota; Agaricomycetes; Polyporales; Fomitopsidaceae. The record is from RefSeq and is a predicted model, not a curated record. The transcript has 7 exons.
AUGACCGACGCGCUCCUCGCGAACGGCAUCAACGGACACGCAGCGUCCCCAGACUCCCUCGCAGCGGACUCGCCAGCAACCCCCGUCGACAACUCUACUUCGCCCGACAUCAAGAUCGAUGUCGACUACAUCGAGCGCGAGUCUGACGCGCGCAACGAGCCGGUCGCGAUGAAGGUGGACGUGGUGGAGGACGCGUCCGUGCUUCCACAGGCGGGCAGCCCGCCUGAUCCAGCCACCAUACCGGUCGAGCCUCCUCACGGGACCCCUCCACCCCCGCCUGGGGAGCUGCUCCAAGAUGUCCGUAUGGCAGAAGGACGGCCACCAGAGAAUGGCGAUGUGCACAUGACAAACGGCGAUGCGAAGUCGCCGCACGUCAACGGACUCCUUAACGGACACGAAUCUGCUCCCGCAAACGUCUCUACUUCAUUACCCGCUGUAUCCUCCUCCGAGACCGCUGUCGACUCGCUCGCUGCUGCGUCGUCUCCCUAUCCUAAUAAUACAACUAGUGAACCCGAUGAUGAUAAGCCCCCGCCGGCUAAGAGAGCGCGGAAACAUUCGGACGCUGAGAGAGCAUCACUCGCCAAUACGGGUACUCCACCUCCAGCGUCGGUGUCUCCCGAAAGCAAGGCGACCCCUCUUCCGGCCCCGACUCCUGCACCUGCGCCCGCGCCCGUAUCCAGGACGCCUUCUGUGUCGACGCUUAGCCUUGCACAGUGGCGCUUCUCUACAUCAACCGUCCGCACGCUCAAGAAGAUGAAGGAUGCAAGCCCCUUCCUGCACCCCGUCGAUCCCGUUGCCCUUAACAUCCCGCACUACCCUUCCAUCGUGAAGCAUCCGAUGGACUUCUCUACCGUCGACCGGAAGUUGGCGGCUUCAAACCCAUCGAAGCCCGACCCCAAUCUCGUCAAUCCUCGUUACUACAAUGCGGACGACUUCGUCGCCGACGUGCGGUUGAUUUUCACUAACUGUGGGCUGUUCAACGGGCCUGAUCAUCCGAUUACUGCAAUGGGUAAGCGUGUCGAGGCGGUGUUCGACAAACAAAUCAAGCAGAUGCCUCCACCUGAGGAGCCCAAGCCAAUCGUUAAGAAGGUUGCCACCCCUCCCCCUCCCCCUGCCCCUCCGAAGAAGGUCGCUGCUCGGCGACCAUCCACUUCCGUCCCUGUCAUUCGUCGGACAGAGGAUAGCACUACAAAUGGCGGCCGACCUAAACGGGAGAUACAUCCUCCUCCUCCUAAGGAUCUCCCUUACAACGAUGCCCCCAAGAAGACGAGGAAGUCGACAUCAGGGGCCAGUGACUUGUACCGCGACCAGUUUAAGCACUGCGAGAAGGUACUGAAGGAGCUCAACAAGAAGAGCUUGUACAACAUUGCUCACCCGUUCUAUGAGCCCGUCGACUGGAUCAAGUUGGAGAUACCUCAGUACCCGAAGGUCAUCAAGAAACCUAUGGACCUCUCGACGAUGAGGCGAAAGCUCACUGACUCCGAGUACACCACGCCCAGCAAGUUCCGCGACGACUUCAAGCUCAUGAUCAAGAACGCACAGACAUUCAAUCCGGCAAAGAACCCCGUCCAUGAGGCCUCCAAGGAGCUUGACCGCGUUUUCGAUGUGAAGUGGGCCGAACUCCCGCCUCUACGCUCCCAAGAUCCUUCGGACGACGAGUAUGACGAGGACGAGCCUAGCGAGGACGACCGAGCACGCAUGAUCGCCCAGAUGGAAAGUCAGAUCGAGAGCAUGAGGAACAAUCUCGAGUCCAUGAAGAAGACCAAGCAGCCGAAGAAGGAGAAAGAGAAGAAGAAGAAGGCCCCGCCUCCUGUUGCUAGCACGUCUAAGGCGCAGCCUAAGCAGGCGAAGACCCCCACCUCGUCGAAGAAGAAGACGGCGAAGAAGCCUAUCAGUGACGACGAUGUGCUCUCCUUCGAGCAGAAGAAGGACCUGAGCGAUACGAUCGGCAAGCUCGACGGUGCGAAGUUGGAGAAGGUAAUUCAGAUCAUCCAUGAGGGUGUGCCUGAGAUCCGCGACAGCACGGAGGAGAUUGAGCUCGAGAUCGACGAGCUACCAGCCGCGGUAUUGACGAAGCUUUACAACUUCGUCAUUCGGCCCAUGAAAGUCCAGACCAAACGCCCUGGCAAAGGCAAGGGCACUGGCACCGGUGGUCUCAAGCGGAAGAGCAUGGACGAGGAUGUUGAGGCGGCGAAGAUCCGCGCACUCGAGGAGCGGAUGAAGCUCUUCGAGGGACGAGGAUCCGUGGGUCCUAUCAGCGACGCCCCACCAGCUGACGACAGCGAGCACUCUUCUGCGGAGUCAAGCUCGGAGAGCUCUGCAAGCGAUUCAGAGUGA